Rotaria sp. Silwood2 is the source of this 834-nucleotide messenger RNA. The record is from the annotation of a GenBank genome assembly. NCBI's taxonomy places the organism in Eukaryota, Metazoa, Rotifera, Eurotatoria, Philodinida, Philodinidae.
AUGGCAAAUAAUAAUGCAGGCUUAAAAUGUCUUCAAUCGAGAAGGUAUUUAAAUCAAUNAAGUGAUCGACCAUUAGCACCAUCAAUUGCUAUAAAACCUCGACCGUAUUCAUUUCGAAAUACAGGACGUAGUGCUCUUGAACGACAAAUAUCAAAUAUAACAGAACGUGUGUCACAAUUACAAGAAACUUUUUUUUCUCGUCUAUCAAGUCCAUCUAAUUUGCAACAAAAUAAUUCAUUAUCAAUUUUUUCUUCAACAUUAACUGAUACUAAUAUAAAUGAUUCUUCUACAUCAAAUACAUCUUUAAAUAAGCCUCGACCGAAAUCUGAAACUUAUGAUGAUCAUCAUCGUGCUAAUGCAGCUGGUUCUUAUGCUCAAUUAACUCUUCUUGGCCAACCGAAAGUAAAUUCAGUAUCACAAACGCAAAAGACAAUUCCAGCUGAUUAUCAAAAUGGUCGAGUACAAUAUCGAACACAAUCUUCAAAUCCUGAAAGGCCACAUAGUACAAUUGGUUCAACUUCAUUGAAUACAGUAUUCGAUACAAAAAAAGCACGAGAAAAUUAUGAGAAAAUUUUUAAACAAUUGGAAGCUACUAAAAAAGAACUUGAUCGUCAACGUGCAAAAGGUCUUACUUAUAAUCCAGCAAGAAUUUCACAACUUGAAACUCAAAUAAAACAACAUGAACAACAAUUGAAUAAAAUGAAAUCUUUUCUAGAAUCAAUUGAUUUAUCAACCGAAUCAUCAUCACAUUUCUAUGAUGAUAAUGUUAAUAAUCGACCCAAUACAUUUAUUGAAUCAUCUAAAAGUCGAACAAACACAGUAAGUAAACAAUAA